Coregonus clupeaformis (lake whitefish) is the source of this 2812-nucleotide messenger RNA. It is a transcript of the gene agpat3, whose product is annotated as 1-acylglycerol-3-phosphate O-acyltransferase 3. Gene Ontology annotation, molecular function: 1-acylglycerol-3-phosphate O-acyltransferase activity. Gene Ontology annotation, cellular component: endoplasmic reticulum; endomembrane system. NCBI's taxonomy places the organism in Eukaryota, Metazoa, Chordata, Actinopteri, Salmoniformes, Salmonidae. The transcript is spliced from 10 exons. The record is from RefSeq and is a predicted model, not a curated record. Bases 634 to 1767 code for a protein of 377 amino acids.
AUUAGAGUUUUGUUGUCCUACAUCUCUCCUUCUCCUCACUGUACAAAGGAGAGGCUCCUUCUGUGUUCCGUCUGUUUUGACACAUUUAUUCCAGUGUGUCUUGGUUGUUCUUCUUGUCUCGCGGCGAUCUGGUGUGAAGCCAGUCGCCGACUAGCUCCUCUUUCGUUUCUCACCUGAGUUGCUUUCUUGAGGACCGUCUCCUGUUGCGCCGAUGGACGCACCCUCCUCAUCCUCCUCUUUUCCUUGGGACUUAGUGUUCAUGCUGUCAUCAUCAUAAUUUAUCUUGUCUCCUAUGGGGAUUAACAUUAGCAUGAGUCUCAGGCACCGUGGACACUGACACCCCCCUUGUCCUCCUCUUAAAACGGUUCAGAGAUUUCCAUCUCUUUUUUUCUACUAUUCUUUUUUUUUCCUGGGGGGAAGGUAAUCAAGGAGGGGGGCGAAGAUGCUGAACCAGGGGGCCGUGAUGCUCUUUACAGGGCUGUGUGGGGCACUGGUGGUGCUGUCGAUCGCCUACUACACCUACUGGUCUGUGGUGUUGGCUGACGGGCCGUGCAAACGGGGCUUGUGAAGGGAACCCACCGUGGUUGGCCGUAGUGUGUGGAUAGUCCUGCUAGCCCCCAGACAGCCCUGGCCAUGGGGCUGAUAGCGUACAUCAAGAGCCUGUUCAUCCUGCAGCUGCUGGUUGGCUUUGUGUUUGUGGUCAGCGGCCUCAUCAUCAACUUCAUCCAGCUGUGCACCUGCGUCCUAUGGCCCAUCGACAGGCAGCUCUACAGAAAGAUCAACACCCGCCUCUCCUACUCCCUCUGGAGCCAGCUGGUAAUGCUGCUGGAGUGGUGGUCGGGCACAGAAUGCACCAUAUUCACAGACCAGGCCACGGUGGACAAGUUUGGCAAGGAGCAUGUCAUCAUCAUCCUCAACCACAACUACGAGAUCGACUUCCUCUGCGGCUGGACCAUGUGUGAACGCUACGGCGUGCUUGGAGCUUCAAAGGUCUUGGCCAAGUAUGAACUGCUGAAGGUGCCUCUGAUUGGCUGGACCUGGUACUUCCUGGAGAUCGUCUUCUGUAAGAGGAAGUGGGAGGAGGACAGAGACACCGUGUUCAAAGGCCUGACACAGCUAAAGGAUUACCCUGAGUUUAUGUGGUUCCUCUUGUACUGUGAAGGCACCCGUUUCACACCGAAGAAGCAUGAGAUCAGUAUGGAGGUAGCAGAGAGUAAAGGUCUACCAAAACUCAAAUACCAUCUGCUGCCCAGAACCAAAGGCUUCACCACAACACUGAGCUGUCUCAAGGGCACAGUAUCUGCUGUGUACGACGUGACACUAAAUUUCAGAGACAAGAAGGUCCCAACGCUGCUGGGAAUCGUCAGUGGAAAGAAGUACAUGGCAGAUAUGAAUAUCAAGCGGUACCCAGUGGAGGAAAUCCCAGAGGACGAGAAGGAGUGUGCAACCUGGCUUCACGAGCUCUACCAGCGGAAGGAUGCACUGCAGGAGCACUACGAGAAGGAGGGCAGUUUCCCCGGUCCCACCAUCAAGCCCCCCCGUCGGCUGUGGACGCUGCUCAACUUCCUCUUCUGGGCCACAUUGCUUCUCACCCCCCUCCUCAACUUCGCCUGCGGGGUGUUUGUCAGCGGCUCUCCCCUCCUCAUCGUCGGCUUCUUGAUCUUCUGCAUCAUCGCCUCCAUAGCAGUGCGCCGCCUGAUCAGUGUAUCUGAGGUGAACAAAACCGGCUCUACUUAUGGCAAAAUGGAGGGCAAGAAGGAGAACUAGAACUCUUUAUGGCAGUCACGUUACGGUCCCUCUACGGUCAACGCUCGGUGUCUGAGCGGUCGUUGCGGUCCCCGCACAGACAGACCCUGUGCAGCCACCCUCCUUUAAAAAUAAGUAAAAACACAGCCGGAGAGUGGGGGGGAUAUAACUGAAUAGACUUUCUAGAUGUAAGCUAAAAUAUUAAUUAUGAUGAUUGUGAUACGGAACAAAAUUUAAAAUGGAACUGUUGCAGUUGACUCCCUCUGAAUGCAUCCUUCCAGUGAGAGGGGGGUGACAGACAGCAGGACUGAAUGGUAGAUACCAGGGGGUGUAGCUCUUUAGCACCAAACGCUUCCUGCACCCCAGCUCGAGGCCCCCCAUGGGUGUCUGUCUCCUCCGCACAGCCUUGUUGUUCACUUCAUCCACAUGCUCCAGAACUCUCCUGUUGUAGCAGUACCACUUUCUCCAACAUGCACACCACUUCCUGCCACAGCAGCCCACCCUAAAGAAGUUCUCUCCACCUAUCAAAUAUGCUAAUUUUCUGCUUUAGUAUCUCUGACUGGGCCAGCCCACACCAGUCAUACGUCCCUCUGUAGUUUCAGCAAGGUGCUCUACUGUCUGGAGAAGACUGAGAUUCCCAGCAUGCUUUAGCUCCCCACCCUUCCCCUCCAUGAGGGUUGGGUGUGGAGGUGAAGGAAUCUUAACACCUCUGAGCACAUCCUGUUAUUUGUUUGUCCAUCUCCUCAUGAAACUUGAGCUGAAUCCUGACACAAACGAGAUUGAGCAUGCUGCUACUCCCCCCCGUCCCUCCCAGAAAAGCACAGAUGUGACGGCCAACCUCGCACCACUAAAAUGCAGUAUUUAAUGUUAAUUUAAUGACAGGUUUGGGCCGGAGUUGAUUUCUGAAUUGCUUGUAGAUCCCAUAAAUACUGGUUGUUAUAAACAGUAAAAAAUGAAUCGUUUGGUUGCCAAUGAAUAUACAAAAGUGAUUGAAUGAUGGGAUUUCCAAUGUCAAGAUGUAAUCCUCACUUUUUUCUGUGUGACAUAAUAAAUGUAUUUCCCUACA